Messenger RNA from Neomonachus schauinslandi (Hawaiian monk seal), 2692 nucleotides. It is a transcript of the gene ARHGEF40, whose product is annotated as Rho guanine nucleotide exchange factor 40. Gene Ontology annotation, molecular function: guanyl-nucleotide exchange factor activity. The record is from RefSeq and is a predicted model, not a curated record. Lineage: Eukaryota; Metazoa; Chordata; Mammalia; Carnivora; Phocidae.
UGAGGAGCUGGAGGGAGCCACAGAGCCGGAGGAGGGAGAGGAGGCUGUAGGAAUGCUUGAGCCCCUACAGAAGGUGCGGGCAGAUCCCCGGCUGACGGAGCUGCAGAGGGACGGGGGAGCCAUCCUGAUGAGGCUGCGUGCCACCCACAGCAGCAAGCUGGAGGGCCCGGGCCCAGCCGCCCUGUACCAGGAGGUGGACGAGGCCAUUCACCAGCUCGUGCGCCUCUCCAACCUGCACGUGCAGCGGCAGGAGCAGCGGCAACGCCUGCACCAACUGGAGCAGGUGCUGCAGUGGCUCUCAGGCCCAGGGGAGGAGCAGCUGGUCAGCUUCGCUGCACCCAGCGACUCCCUGUCUGCCCUGCAGGACACGGAGCUGCAAUUCCGGGCUUUCAGCACGGAGGUUCAGGAGCGCCUGGCCCAGGCACGGGAGGCCCUGGCCCUGGAGGAGGACACCACCUCCCAGAAGGUUCUGGAUGUCUUUGAACAGCGGCUGGAGCAGGCUGAGAGUGGCCUCCAUCGAGCCCUGCGGCUACAGCGCUUUUUCCAGCAGGCGCACGAAUGGGUGAACGAAGGUUCUGCUCGGCUGGCAGGAGCAGGGCCCGGUAGGGAGGCCGUGCUGGCAGCCCUGGCCCUGCGGCGGGCCCCGGAGCCGAGCGCCGGCACCUUCCAGGAGAUGCGGGCCCUGGCCUUGGACCUGGGCAGCCCGGCCGCCCUGCGAGAGUGGGGCCGCUGCCGGGCCCGCUGCCAAGAGCUGGAGAGGAGGAUUCAGCAGCAGCUGGGAGAGGAGGCGAGUCCGCGGGGCCACCGGCGGCGGCGGGCAGACAGCGCCAGCAGCGGAGGGGCCCCCCGGGGCCCCCACAGCCCCUCGCCCAGCCUUAGCUCCCUGCUGCUCCCUGGCAGCCCUGGGCCUCGUGCAGCCCCAUCCCAUUGCUCCCUGGCCCCCUGUGGGGAGGACUGUGAAGAGGAGGGCCCGGACGCGGCUCCAGAAGCAGAGGGUAGGCCUCCGAGGACCGUGCUGAUCCGAGGCCUGGAAGUCACCAGUACCGAGGUGGUAGACAGGACGUGCUCGCCCCGAGAACAUGUGCUGCUUGGCCGGGCUGGAGGUCCAGAUGGACCCUGGGGAGUAGGCACGCCCCGGAUGGAGCGCAAGCGAAGCAUCAGCGCCCAGCAGCGUCUGGUGUCGGAGCUGAUCGCCUGUGAGCAGGAGUACGUGGCCACCUUGAGCGAGCCAGUGCUGCCCCCAGGGCCCGAGCUGACUCCUGAACUGAGGGGCACCUGGGCCGCCGCCCUGAGUACCCGGGAGAAGCUUCGCAGCUUCCAUCGGACACACUUUCUCCGGGAGCUUCAGGGCUGCGCCACCCACCCCUUGCGCAUUGGGGCCUGCUUCCUUCGCCAUGGGGAUCAGUUCAGCCUUUACGCCCAGUACGUGAAGCACCAACACAAACUGGAGAAUGGUCUGGCUGCACUUGGCCCCCCAACCAAGGGCUCAGCGGAGAGUGGCCCCCCCCUGCCCCGGGCCUUGCAGCAGCCCCUGGAGCAGCUAGCUCGGUAUGGGCGGCUCCUGGAGGAGCUCCUAAGGGAAGCUGGGCCUGAGCUGAGUUCUGAGCGCCAGGCUCUUGGGGCUGCCGUGCAGCUGCUCCGGGAACAGGAGGCCCGUGGCAGAGACCUGCUGGCCGUGGAGGCUGUGCGUGGCUGCGAGACAGAUCUGAAGGAGCAGGGUCAGCUCCUACACCGGGACCCCUUCACCGUCAUCUGUGGCCGAAAGAAGUGCCUUCGGCAUGUCUUUCUCUUUGAGCAUCUCCUCCUGUUCAGCAAGCUCAAGGGCCCUGAGGGGGGCUCAGAGACCUUUGUUUACAAGCAGGCCUUUAAGACUGCUGACAUGGGGCUAACAGAAAACAUCGGGGACAGCGGACUCUGCUUUGAGUUGUGGUUCCGGCGGCGGCGUACUCGAGAAGCGUACACACUGCAGGCAGCCUCGCCAGAGAUCAAGCUCAAGUGGACCAGUUCUGUUGCCCAGCUGCUGUGGAGACAGGCAGCUCACAACAAGGAGCUCCGAGUGCAGCAGAUGGUCUCCAUGGGCAUUGGGAAUAAACCCUUCCUGGACAUCAAAGCCCUUGGGGAGCGGACACUGAGUGCCUUGCUCACUGGAAGAGCCCCAGAAACACUUGACUCUUCUGGAGAUGUGUCCCCAGGACCAAGAAACAGCCCCAGCCUGCAACCCCCCCACCCUGGGAGCAGCACUCCCACUCUGGCCAGUGGAGGGAUCUUAGGGCUGUCCCGGCAGAGUCAUGCCCGAGCCCUGAGUGACCCCACCACUCCUCUGUGACCUGGAGAAGAUGGAGAACUUGGCUGCAGUCCCUCCCGUCAGCACAUUUUGGGCCAGGAUGGCAGUGGGACAUAGUGGAGGACUGGAAGAGCACUGAAUUCCUUCUCUGUGCUCCCUGGACAGAGAGGAGGUCGCAGGACCAGCGUGUUUCCCUGCUGCUGUCCCUAGCUCUCUCCAGCCGGGUGCCUUCCUACAGGAACCAGCGUGGCCACACUUGCUUGCCUUCGUACCCUGGAGGUGGAGAAAUGAUCCCUCAUCCAGUCCUUCCCCAUCCCAGGCCACUGCCUACUCCCAGGACACUGCUCCGUGUCGGCCCUCCCCCAACAGCCUGCGUCCUCCCCUCCGUCCGGUGCUACCCGGACUCUU